CGGUGGUGGAUGUGAUGGAGGGUUAAGACAGGAUCAUGAGGCAGAAUUACUGCGGUUGCUGCUGCUCGGUCAGGUGAUGUGGACGACGGUUUAAGUGCAACUGACAGAGAGAGUGUAGAAAAUGAAGGGGGCCAAGGCGGAGAGGACUGUGGCGAAAGCCAACGGAGUGGCUGGUCAUGGAAAUGUGAAGGUAGCGGCUAUGGCGGCCGGAAGCGGGAAUUCGACCGCGGCGAGCUCCCAGAUAGAUGGUCCAGCUGCUACUGCCUUGAACGCUGUUGUUAAGGCAUCAGAGGUGGUUCCAAAAGGGACUGUAUGGCUAGAGACUGUAGACGGCGAUGUGGAGGAGGUAGAGAGGGAUGUGGCAGUACUCUCGCCAGUGAUUCACAGGGAUAUGCUGAGGUUUGGGCGGGGCUCGUCACGGGAAUCGCCUAUUGUUUUGCCGAAGCAAGUUAGCUCCGGCGUCUUGAAGCUGAUACUGGAAUAUUGCAGAUUUCAUAAAGUACAUGGUCGCUCCGACAAGGAAAGAAAGCUGUUUGAUGAACGGUUUAUCCGGCUUGACACGAGGCGGUUGUGCGAACUGACGUCUGCUGCUGACAGCUUGGACAUGAAGCCUCUGGUGGACUUGACGAGCAGGGCACUGGCUCGUAUGAUCGAAGGCAAGACGGCCGAAGAAAUCCGUGAGACCUUCCACCUUCCAGAUGACUUAACUGAGGAGGAGAAGCUGGAGCCAGUGAAGAAUGCGACGGAUGAUCCGCGGAUAAGACUGCUGAACAGAUUGUAUGCUCGGAAGCGUGAGGAAUUACAAAAAAAGAAAGUGCUAAAGGGGGGCUCAGCAGAUACGGAUGAUAAGCCCAGGGAUGAACGAUCAGUCGACGACUUGCUGUCGUUCAUAGAGAAUGAAGGUAUGUCGGAGGGCAAGAAGGCUGGAAAGGGGAAGAAGAGAAAGAACAGGAGGAAGAAAGAGCAGGUGGAUGAGCAAAGCCUCACUCUGCUUGAGGAUGAUAAAGAGAAAGGGAAAAGGAAAGGUUUCGCAAGAAGUGAUGAGGGAAGCAGCAAUGGCUGUAGGAGUAGCAGCCGACAUGAAGCGGCAUCCGGCAUGUACAGUCUUGAAAAUGGACAAGAAGGGAGCAGCUGCCUCGCUGAACAAGUAACGGGGGCUGGUCGCACUGUGAGACAUCCUUUGACUGGCACGCUGGCGCUGCUACCUUCUGGUGCUGGGGAGGGCGAAACGCCAGAAGACGAUGUCAUUUUUGAUGAAGCGGAAUUCGAUGAUGAUGAUGGGAUGGAUCCUGCCAUGAGAGAAAAGUUGGAUAGGGAGGUGGCCGACUUUGCGCGUAGAUUGAAUUCUGAUUGGCAGGAUAGGAUGCAAGAACUUUUGGCAUUGGCGUCCUCAAGCCACGAAAUGCGGCAGAGAGCAAUGGGUGGCAGUAACUCGCUAUUGGGUCAGUCAGCCAGGUGUGUGACUGAGUCAGAUAAGAGGGUGACUGGAAAGAACGAAGGCGAACGGAGGCAUCAGCCUAUAAAUGACAUGAGAAAGGAGAAGGAGCGGCUCCACCGGAAGAUAAAAAAGAUGAAGAAGUUGCAAAAGCAACAGCAUCAAUUACCACACCAGCAGCAGCAGCACAAUCAACAACAACAACAUCAGCAGCACCACCAGCAGCAACAGCAACAACAUGGGCAGCAGAAGGAGCAGUCAGCACUCGAACGGUCUUCCGAUGUGGGGUUGGACUCUGUGCAGAGGUCAGUGAGAAGUGUGGGAGGAAGCACAGGUGAGGGAUGUGGUUCACGGGAAGAGGAAGAAGCUCAUGGACUCUGGCAAUUUUCGGAUGAAAAGUCGAACCAGCAGAAGACUCGUGCUGUUGUGUCCGCAGUGGGAACAGUGCCUGUUGCUACGACGGCAGGCUGUGGAGCAGGGCCGAGUGAAGGCGACUGUCUUGGGCCUCUUAUGAGUGUUCGGAGGUCGCAGGAAGGGCUUCUCUCAGGGGGGUGUAUGGAUAGGGCACUGCUGUACUCGAUGCCCGUGAUGGUGGCCCAUCAUCAAACCUUGGCGAAUGGUGCAAUCUCUGGAGAUCUGUUUGGCACUGCUGAUCUGGUACGGUCAGCAACGUCUCCCGAGGGUCAUGUCGGAAUGAUGCCAGGUCUCGUAACAGGAUGGCAUUACUAUGCGGCAGGGCCCUUCAUGAAUGGGUUGGGAUGCACCAUGGGGGAUACAGAUGUGGGGGGGGGUGUUGAGGGGGCAAGAGGAGGGGUUGUUGCAUUAAAUGCGGGUGGGGCACAAAGUGCGAAUGGCAUUGGGCAUGGGUCAGUUGGCCCCUUCACUCUGGUGACGCCAGUCAUGAACGGGUACUCGGGCAGCAGUUUUGCCUAUAUCCCACAAGGGGGGCUGACGAAUUCCCUUUUGACAAGGGACAAAAACUUUGGGUCAGACGGAAAACGGGAACCUCUGGGAUUAGAUAUUGGAUGCAACCUGGAGGGCAUGGGUCUCAUUCGAACGCCGAGGGAAGGUAUGAAGGGGUGGCUAGCUUUGCAGGAAGGGGGUUGCAAAAGUGAGAGCAUUGGGGGCUCAGGUGAUGAAAGCUUGUCAAGGUGGGCGAGGAGGAGUGGAUCGCUGCAGGGAGAAGGGGAGGAACUGGUGAGUUUCCUAGAGCUCCUCCUCCAGAAAAUCAACAUGCAGGAUGAAGUGGAAGUAGGGCUGAAAGGAGCGUGCUCAUCGGAAGGUUCUGAAGGGAUGAUGGCAGCUUCCAGGGGAGCAAAGGAGGACCCGGAAUCGAGGGUAGAGAACGGAGGACAGGAGGUUGAUGAUGUCCUAGACGUGGAGGUGGAGAGGCCGAGAUCGGAAGCAGGCAGCUCUUCUGCAGGAGAGGGCUCCAUUGCUGUUGGUGGAAUGGGCACUUGUACCCCGGCUUCCUCAGACGGACGACUCACAGGUGAGGGUUGGACGAUUUGCCGCCAGUUCAAGUCGGGCGUCAUUCUCUCGGUCACGUUGGUGGAUGCACGCUCGACUGCCAAUGACGAGGGAGGCGAUCACAUAGACCUCGUGUCGCAGGGAAGCAGCAGAAGUUUGCUCGAGGAGAGAGGCGGUAGUGAACCUCAAGAAAGAGGAGGAGAAGUAUAGUAGUAGGAGGAGGGUUCUUGGAACCGGAGAAUCUUCCUCCCGCUGUGGUCACUGCCCAGCAACCGCUCGAAGGUUCAGGGUGAGUGGAAAGUUUCGCGGAAGAAUCGGUGUUCGUUCAGUCUUGGCAAGGUGCCAAUCAAUGAUUAAAGGCACCACCCUUGAGGACCCCUUUUUCGAUUUCUAUUUCACUUUCGUUUGUUUUCCAACUUUUCUUCAAUCCACAUUUGUUAAGUCUGCAACCUCAUGAUGAAAGCCCUGUGCAGGUGCCCAGCAUCAAAUGUUGCAUUGCCAUGCGUUUCGCAUCACUAGACAAACUCACGUUCCUGUGUGCCUCCCGAUGAAACCCAUGCUUACCUUCCUGUUGAGUAGGCAGGCUGCUGCAGUGGGGUCCAUGUUGGAUGCAGUUGCCCCACGUCGCCUCGUUUUUUUCAGCGUCGACUGUGGUCCUUCAGCUUAUAACUGAAGCCAACAUGCUCAGUGUGUGUGUGUGAUUGUUGAGAUCGUUGAACCUGGCCAACGAAUGCUGUAAGGUUCGUUCGAUCGAUACCAUGCUUAAUCUGUGGGGCUGGUAGUCUCUGGUGUGGACAAACAUACGGGGUGGGUGAAUCAUCCCCCAAUUAUUGUCUAGGUUCUAGAAAGAAAUCAACCAAUGGUUCCUCUCGGAACCAUCUACUGUAAAAGGCCAUCAUGAUCAUGUUUCCAUAGAGUUUUUGAGCACUGAAAAUGCCUAAUCAGGGUGAGAGCCUGUCCAUUUACUCACCUAUGCUGUUUACCAUUCUUUUUAAGGGAAAGGCAAAAUAGUUAAAAGGGGGAGGAGUGGGGCCCGGGGGGUGGGGAAGAUGGGAAGGGGAAUAUUGCAAAGGAGAUGUGACUUGGAUGCGUGGGAAGGUCGGUCAGUAUACGACUCGACUCGCUGAAAAAUCUCAUUGGGAGAUUCUAAAGAGCGGCGUUCAGACGCAGCGGGCAGAGGGUACCAAAGAGUCGAAGAGGGUACCGAAGAGUCAAAGAGUCGAGAAAGCGUAAUCACUGUGGAAUCGUCAAAAGACUUUUUUUUUACAGUGGUGGUAAUGAAUUCCCCCACCUACG
Messenger RNA from Chara braunii, 4201 nucleotides. The record is from the annotation of a GenBank genome assembly. Lineage: Eukaryota; Viridiplantae; Streptophyta; Charophyceae; Charales; Characeae.